CACCCUCCCUCCCCACCCCCGGGACCCCCAGCCCCGUGUGUGAGUGAGUCCCGGAGCCCGGCCCGUGCCCUGUGUAUGGCAGCCCCCUCCUCCCUCACCCCCUCACUCCUGCUGGUGCUGCUGCUGCUGUUCUGCCGGAGCCCGGGGGCUCGCUCCCAUUGCGGUGCGGGGCUGCGGAGGGUCACCUCCCCCCGACGCCAGCAGCAGCUGAGCCCGGGCUGCAAUGGGGUGCUGCACAGGACGCUGUACCUUCACCAUCCUCUGCACCUUCCAGCUGCUGGCAGCAUUGGAGAGACAGAUCUUUGAUUUCCUGGGUUACCAGUGGGCUCCCAUUUUGGCGAACUUCCUUCAUAUAAUCGUGGUCAUUUUGGGCCUGUUUGGGACAAUUCAGUACAGGCCGCGCUACAUUGUGGUGUAUUCUAUCUGGACGGCUUUGUGGGUGGCCUGGAAUGUAUUCAUUUUCUGUUUCUAUUUGGAAGUUGGAGGACUCUCUAAGGAUAGUGACCUGAUGACCUUUAAUAUCUCCAUGCAUCGCUCGUGGUGGAGGGAACAUGGACCAGGUUGUGUGCGGAAGGAACUGACUGCGGCGGCCAGUAAAAGCCAAGAUGAUCGCACUUAUAUCUCAGUGACAGGCUGCAUUGUUGACUUUCAGUAUCUUGAGGUUAUUCACAGCUCCUUCCAAAUACUACUGUCACUGAUUGGCUUUGUCUAUGCCUGCUAUGUGAUCAGUGUUUUCACCGAGGAUGAGGACACCUGUAAGUACUGAAAGCCCAUCCAUCUCUGGAUCACUCUCGGGUCGAAGUAAAUGACAGACAACAAAUGAUCAUGAAUGACUAGGCUCCUGCUGAAGAUGUAUUUCAAACGACAGUUCCGAAUCAAGAGAAAGCAUUAUCAGGUGUGGGCACGUACACCCACAAAAUAAUUCACUUCUGACCAAAACUCAAGUCAAGGACUAAUUUUUAGGCAUUUCCAAGUCGAUUAUGAAAUGUUACUUGGUUCUGCUUACUGACUGUUUCUUGUCCUAUGCUGUACAAUAACUGUAUCUAAUAUGGAGCAUCCAGUUAAAACAGAUAUACUGAAGCAACCAAUAAAUUCAGUACAGUCAAGUGAUUUGUUUCAGGUAAG
Messenger RNA from Hemiscyllium ocellatum (epaulette shark), 1125 nucleotides. Its product is annotated as sodium/potassium-transporting ATPase subunit beta-1-interacting protein 3-like. The transcript is spliced from 6 exons. Bases 224 to 766 code for a protein of 180 amino acids. The record is from RefSeq and is a predicted model, not a curated record. Gene Ontology annotation, biological process: regulation of sodium ion transport. Lineage: Eukaryota; Metazoa; Chordata; Chondrichthyes; Orectolobiformes; Hemiscylliidae.